CAGCGUUUGUGUUCUUUGUUGUCGUCCAUGGUCAUGGCUAUGUUUGUGACCAUGCAAGCCACUGCUAUAUAAUACGACUUGGCUCGUAUUGAUCUCGACCUCCACAUUAUACCACGACCAUGCCCUACUCGCAGUACCCGAACAUCGGUCUCCCGGGCCACCCCCUCCCGACCGCGCCAAAGUCGUCUGCCCCUACAAUAUCGCAUGAUACCCCGGGAUUCGGCUGCGAUUCCUGGAAUGUCUAUAAGCACCCUGGGACCAAGAAAAUCUACUACUACGAGCCCCACCGGCACAUCAUCACCUCGGACAUCAUCAACGACGUCAACCUCCGGGUCCGAGUGCGCAUCGCGAUGCAAGCGGCGCAGGACGGCAUCAGGCGCUGGCAGCCCGAUCUACCUGACCACAUCAAGCACCUGGAAGGCUGCGAUGUUCUGGUGAACAACGGCGUCCCUCGAAUCAUACUAGCUUGGGAGCGCCAGGAGCGCUACGACUUCCUCAGCUACGUUCCGGGAUCGCACGACACGCGUGUCGUUAUGAAGCAAACGAAGCUCGACUUCUGGGCCACGGUGGAGAUGUACCCUUGCCACCGCGACCUCCCCAAAGGCGCGGAAAGCACCGUAGUCGAGGGUCUUAAACUCCAAAGAUCCUCGCUGGCAUCUGCGGUCUUGGACCAUGACUCAAGAGUCAUGGAUUGUUGGAAGGGGUACAACGACCUAGUGAGGCAGAUACCGCCUCCGUUGCAAAGUCCGGAGUGGUGGCGGGUGAAGCACCUGCUUGCAUAUCAUGUCGCCUAUCUUUCGAAGAUAUGGUAUGGCGUACAGAAACUCUGAGCAUGCCAGUUGUCGCAUAAACUGUCCGCGAGUCUGUAGUCAGCGUGGAGUACUUGACGACAGGUCGAGGGAGGGGAUCAUUGUGGGCAAGCCAGCCUUGGAUUCGGAUUACUUUUGCCACAUAGUCACUUUAUAGUUACUGAACUGGAAUUGCCGGUCGUUAUGUCUAGAUUUU
Messenger RNA from Schizophyllum commune H4-8, 1005 nucleotides. RefSeq lists its product as uncharacterized. The coding region runs from base 120 to 830 and encodes 236 amino acids. The record is from RefSeq and is a predicted model, not a curated record. The transcript has 4 exons. NCBI's taxonomy places the organism in Eukaryota, Fungi, Basidiomycota, Agaricomycetes, Agaricales, Schizophyllaceae.